Megalobrama amblycephala (Wuchang bream) is the source of this 2477-nucleotide messenger RNA. RefSeq names its product solute carrier family 44 member 1a (gene slc44a1a). Lineage: Eukaryota; Metazoa; Chordata; Actinopteri; Cypriniformes; Xenocyprididae. Gene Ontology annotation, cellular component: membrane. Bases 487 to 2442 code for a protein of 651 amino acids. Gene Ontology annotation, biological process: transmembrane transport. Gene Ontology annotation, molecular function: transmembrane transporter activity. The record is from RefSeq and is a predicted model, not a curated record. The transcript has 16 exons.
UAGCAUAACAAACGUGAAACAUGUGUACCUGUCCUAAUAUUAAUCUACUUUCGAUUAUGGACAGCCAGACUCCAGCAGCUCGGGAACUGGAGUGUGAAAUAUCUGAUCUUAGUUCAAUGUUUUCAAGUGUGACAGAAGAAAAGGAGGAGGAGGAGGAGGAGCAGGAGGAGGACAGGACAGCUCCGCCUUCACCUUGUCACGGAAUUCACAAGGGAGAAUUUCAGGACGUCAGAUCCUGAAAAAACACAUCCUAAUCCAUUUUCUAACAUCAGCGACCUGUGUGUGUUUUAUAUUAUUCAUGCGUGAUUGCUAUAUUGGACGUGUUUUGUUUCCAAGGGCAUUUAUACGUAUUUAUUACCAAUGUGCAACUUUUACACUUGAUUCUCCUGAAAUUGCUGCAGGACACGCUGAUCUCGCGCUGGCGACUCCCUGAUUUACACUGUUUCAGGUGUGUUUCUCUUUGCGAUUCUCAUCAACUCAGGAAUUAUGGGAUGCUGCGGCAGCACACAGAAGACACGCGACUGGAAACCCUUAGAGCAGAGGAAGUGCACAGAUAUCCCAUGGCUGCUCCUGUUCAUCCUCUUCAACAUCGGCAUGCUCUGCAUCUGUGGCUUCGCCAUAGCAACAGGGGCCGCCUCAAGACUCAUAUCAGGGUACGACAGCUACGGGAACACCUGCGGUCAGAAGAAUGCCAAAAUCCCAGAAAUAGAGCUCAGCGGCCUGGACCACACCUCCAGAAAGUAUGUGUUUUUCCUGGACCCCUGCAAGAUCGAUGUAUUGAAAAGGAAGAUUAAAUCUGUGGCUUUGUGCGUCUCAAAGUGCCCAGAGACUGAGCUGAAGACUUACGAGGAUCUCACAAAGUUCUCAACCGUUAAUGGAUCUGAUUUAUGCACCUAUGACUUACAACCAGACACAUAUUCAUCUCACCCUAAUAGAGCUACAAAAUGUCCAACACUUCCUGUCCAUCGAAGUGCAUCUUUACCAGUGUUUCAUCGCUGUAUGCCUGCUGACAUUUCCUGCUUUACUGAGUUUGCGGAGGCAUUCAUCACUUUCGUCAGCGACAACAGCGUGGUACACCGGGUCAUCGCUGGAGUGAUGACAUCCAAAGAGAUCAUCAUGGGCCUGUGUCUGCUAGCUCUCGUUCUGUCUCUGAUUCUGAUGGUUGUGAUCCGCUACAUAUCCGUGCUUCUGGUCUGGAUCCUUACAGCUGUUGUGGUGGUCGGGUCAAUUGGUGGAGCUGGUAUUUUGUGGUGGCUAUACGUGGAUCAAGGGAAAGCAGUGAACGCCACUCUACCGGCUCAUGAACUGGAGGUUGCCAGAGACAACCAACAAGCCCUGCUCAUCUACGCCAUCGCUGCCACUGUUUUCACGGUGAUUCUGCUCCUGCUGAUGUUCUUCAUGAGGAAGCGUGUGGCGCUCACCAUCGCUCUGUUCCAUGUGGCCGGGAAAGUGUUCACCCAUCUGCCCCUGCUAGCUCUGCAGCCUUUCUGGACCUUCCUCACGCUCAUGCUCUUCUGGGUUUACUGGAUCACCGUGCUCCUCUUCCUCGGAACCGCAGGAAGUCCAGUGAAGAAUAACCAGACGGGCCUGGUGGAGUUUCAUAUGGACGGGCCGCUACAGUACAUGGUGUGGUACCAUGCCGUGGGUCUCAUCUGGAUCAGUGAGUUCAUCCUCGCCUGUCAGCAGAUGACUGUAGCUGGCGCUGUGGUCACAUACUACUUCACUAGAGAUAAGUCUCAGCUGCCCUUCACGCCCAUAGUGUCAUCUGUCCUGCGUCUGAUGCGCUAUCAUUUGGGAACCGUAGCUAAAGGAGCCUUCAUCAUCACUCUAGUGGAGAUUCCUCGCCUCAUCCUCACCUACAUCCACAGUCAGCUCAAAGGAAAAGAAAACGCCUGUGCCCGCUGCAUGCUGAAGGCGUGUAUCUGCUGUCUAUGGUGUCUAGAAAAGUGCCUCACUUACCUGAACUUGAACGCAUAUACGGCAACGGCCAUUAACAGCACCAGCUUCUGCACAUCUGCACGAGAUGCUUUCCUCAUUCUUGUGGAAAACGCUCUCCGUGUGGCAGCUAUCAACAGUGUUGGGGACUUUGUCCUGUUUUUGGGAAAGGUGUUGAUCGUGUCAUGCACGGCGUUUGCGGGCGUCCUUUCGUUGAACUAUCAGCGCGAGUACACAGUCUGGGUGCUGCCGCUCAUCAUCGUGUGUGUGUUCGCCUUCCUGGUGGCCCACUGUUUCCUCUCCAUCUAUGAGAGCGUAGUAGACGUACUCUUCCUUUGCUUCGCCAUCGACACAAAGUACAACGACGGCAGCCCGGGCAGCGAGUACUACAUGGACAAGACCCUUAUGGAGUUUGUAGAGAAUGCCAGGAAAGCGAACGAGAAGUACAGCAAAGCAGAAGGAGACAGUCGGGAAAUGAAAUCAAUGACUGGAGGUACACUGGCUUGAUGAAAACCUGCGUGGUGUUACAUCAUCUGACACUC